AUGAGAGGUUUCAGCUCCACGGUCACCUACAAUAAGUUGAGAAGUUUCACCUCCACGGUCACUUUCAAUAAGUGGAGUAGUUUCAGCUCCACGGUCACCUACAAUAAUUUGAGAAGUUUCAGCUCCACGAACACCUACAAUAACCUGGGAGGUUUCAGCUCAACGGUCACCUACAAUAAGUGGAGAAGUUUCAGCUCCAAGGACACCUACAAUAAUUUGAGAAGUUUCAGCUCCACGAACACCUACAAUAACCUGGGAGGUUUCAGCUCCAUGGUCACCUACAAUAACCUGAGAGGUUUCAGCUCCACGAACACCUACAAUAACCUGAGAGGUUUCAGCACCACGGUCACCUACAAUAACCUGAGAGGUUUCAGCACCACGAACACCUACAAUAACCUGAGAGGUUUCAGCUCCACGGUCACCUACAAUAACCUGAGAGGUUUCAGCUCCACGGUCACCUACAAUAACCUGAGAAGUUUCAGCUCCACGGUUUACAGCUCCACUCCGAGGUCACCCUACAAUAACCUGAGAAGUUUCAGCUCCAAGAACACCUACAAUAACCUGAGAGGUUUCAGCUCCACGAACACCUACAAUAACCUGAGAGGUUUCAGCUCCACGGUCACCUACAAUAACCUGAGAAGUUUCAGCUCCACGAACACCUACAAUAACCUGAGAGGUUUCAGCACCACGAACACCUACAAUAACCUGAGAGGUUUCAGCUCCACGGUCACCUACAAUAACCUGAGAGGUUUCAGCUCCACGGUCACCUACAAUAACCUGAGAAGUUUCAGCUCCACGAACACCUACAAUAACCUGAGAGGUUUCAGCUCCACGGUCACCUACAAUAAGCUGAGAGGUUUCAGCACCACGGUCACCUACAAUAACCUGAGAAGUUUCAGCUCCACGAACACCUACAAUAACCUGAGAGGUUUCAGCUCCACGGACACCUACAAUAACCUGAGAGGUUUCAGCUCCACGGUCACCUACAAUAAGUGGAGAAGUUUCAGCUCCACGGUCACCUACAAUAACCUGAGAAGUUUCAGCCCCACGGUCACCUACAAUAAGCUGAGAAGUUUCAGCACCAAGAACACCUACAAUAACCUGAGAGGUUUCAGCUCCACGGUCACUUACAAUAAGUGGAGAAGUUUCACCUCCACGGUCACCUUCAAUAAGCUGAGAAGUUUCAGCUCCACGGUCACUUACAAUAAGCUGAGAAGUUUCAGCUCCGAGGUCACCUACAAUAAGUUGAGAAGUUUCAGCCCCACGGUCACUUACAAUAAGUGGAGAGGUUUCAGCUCCACGGUCACCUUCAAUAAGUGGAGAAGUUUCAGCUCCACGGUCACCUACAAUAAUUUGAGAAGUUUCAGCUCCACGAACACCUACAAUAACCUGGGAGGUUUCAGCUCAAUGGUCACCUACAAUAACCUGAGAGGUUUCAGCACCACGAACACCUACAAUAACCUGGGAAGUUUCAGCUCAACGGUCACCUACAAUAAGUGGAGAAGUUUCAGCUCCACGGUCACCUACAAUAAUUUGAGAAGUUUCAGCUCCACGAACACCUACAAUAACCUGGGAGGUUUCAGCUCCACGGUCACCUACAAUAACCUUAGAGGUUUCAGCUCCACGAACACCUACAAUAGCCUGAGAGGUUUCAGCUCCACGGUCACCUACAAUAACCUGAGAGGUUUCAGCUCCACGAACACCUACAAUAACCUGAGAGGUUUCAGCUCCACGGUCACCUACAAUAACCUGAGAGGUUUCAGUUCCACGAACACCUACAAUAACCUGAGAGGUUUCAGCUCCACGGUCACCUACAAUAACCUGAGAGGUUUCAGCUCCACGAACACCUACAAUAACCUGGGAAGUUUCAGCUCCUGCAGGAACCCGGGAUAUAUCAGCUCAAGUGUCAACUUUAACAACAUUUAUGUAGCUCCAGUGUCAACCCCUGUAACUAGGGUGUGA
Messenger RNA from Haliotis rubra (blacklip abalone), 1962 nucleotides. RefSeq names its product probable cyclin-dependent serine/threonine-protein kinase DDB_G0292550. The transcript is spliced from 3 exons. Bases 1 to 1962 code for a protein of 653 amino acids. NCBI's taxonomy places the organism in Eukaryota, Metazoa, Mollusca, Gastropoda, Lepetellida, Haliotidae. The record is from RefSeq and is a predicted model, not a curated record.